Molecule: messenger RNA, 6285 nt
Organism: Amorphotheca resinae ATCC 22711
Lineage: Eukaryota; Fungi; Ascomycota; Leotiomycetes; Helotiales; Amorphothecaceae
Exons: 3
Coding region: 1-6285 (2094 amino acids)
Biological process (GO): cAMP biosynthetic process; intracellular signal transduction
Molecular function (GO): adenylate cyclase activity; magnesium ion binding; protein binding
Source: RefSeq, a predicted model, not a curated record
AUGCCCGGAAAUGAUGCUGCCUCUCGCAACAGCUCUGCGAGCACUGACAGCUGGAAAUCGAGCGAAACCGUCAAAGGCUCGCUCUUCCAUGGCCCAUCGCGAAGAAGAACCCCAAUGCAGCUGAAGACGGACGCGGCGAAGAGGGUUGAAACCGAUCCUCAGGUCUCGCCGACGACUUCUGCGCCGCGCCCCCCAUCGCCCCCAGCAUCGAGCACUUCCAAUGUAUCCCCUCGGGAUCAUAGAAUGGCCGGCUUCGGCAACUACAGACGCGAUCUUGCAGUCCUGGAAACAUCUGGUGGGCGCAUACCGUCGAUACAGCAUAACCCCCCCAGUGCGCUGCAAGGCCCCUCAAAUCCGAUGGCCCCGUGGAUGUCAGCAAACGGAAAGGAUGCAAGCCCCUCGCCCGGGGCUGGAACCAGCUUCUACAAUGAUUCGAGCGACAACAUAUCGCAAGGCUCCCAGUUCUCCCAGGGCUUCCGGCCUGGGACUGCCGCAACAGGAAACACAAACACCAGCGAAUCCCCCGCCGAUGCGUACUUUGAUGAAAACGAGAGGCGACCUUCAGUGGCGAGCGUGAAGACUGCGAGUAGCACGGGAUCGAAGUCGAGCACGAGUCGAGCUGGUGGUGCCCGUAAGAAGUUGCAAACUUUCUUUGGGGAGGAUUACCCUGGAAAGGAUGGAUCCGACACGAGCCUUCCUUCCCACAGGAAAGAAGUUCGAUCCCACUCCUUCGCGCGCAGCCACCGGGAACGCAACCUCUCCUCUGCGACAGAUAAUACACGAGACGCUUCACCUGUAGGAUCUCGGCCGCGAACACCAGUGCCGUCCAGUGAUGUUGUGCCAUUUUUGUAUCAGGACUCACAGGACAUCUCGAAGUAUGGCGACGCCCCUGUUCGCGAGAGUCUAUCCGGCCCUGACAGAGAUCGAUACGUGAGCGACACACCAAACCCACCGAAAACCUCCUCUUCUUCACGAUCUGCCCACGUCCACCUACCCGGGCACAAUCACCGACAUAAUAGAAGCUACGACGAGGCGAAGGCCUUGCGGCCGUCACUAAGCAGGGAGGAUAGGCAGAAAGACCGGGCCCCGACUUCGAUGGGAGCUACAUUGGCCAAUUCAUCCAACUCAAGCCUCUCACAACGGCCGCAAAGCCCAACACCUAGCGGGAUGACUGGUUGGACCCAAGCAACUGCCACGACGGCAGUGAAUGAUGGUCCAACAUCGCCUGUCGCGACACAUGGCAAGCGAAGUCUCUUGAAUCUAGGACGGUUCCGUAAACACAAGGAGAAGGAGACUGCGACAUCUCGAUUGAAAGAUCUCCCAAGUUCUGUUCGUUCAUUGAACUCUCCAGCCAGGUCUGACAAAACGCACUCGCCCCCUGACUACAGCCCAUGGAGUCGGGAAGGAAGUGUUACAACAUUGUCAGAUAUUGCUCUCCCAAGGGCCCAUAGCCAUGGUCCAUCCGCUGGCAGUUCACGGCAUGGACACCAUCACUUCAAGAAGGGGCCAUUUAGGAGAGGCCGUGGGAAAAGUGGAGAUGAUGAGUCUCUUCUGGACAACCAUGAAAAACAUGACUUCUCCCACGCGUCUAAAUUCAGUCUGGAUACGGACCUAUCGAACAUGGAAGGUAUAAUAGCAAGGCCUCCGGCACUGACGCCUCUGGACAACAACAUAUUUGCGGGAAACGUUGAUGAUGAGGCAAAGAUUGAGGCAGAAAGUAGCGGUGGAGGUUUAGGAUGGAAUGCCCCUGAUAGUUGGGCUGUCAAAAGGCUCGAUGACGAGAAUCAAUCUCGGCUACCCGAGAUGGAUGAUAGUGGGCUGUUAUCUAGGGCUGACGCAAAAGGGCCCCCUUAUUGCAUCCGCAUAUUUAGGGUCGAUGGGACGUUUGCUACGUUGUCAACACCACUCAAUGCUACUGUCACCGAGAUCAUGAGUCAAGUAGGAAAGAAAACCUACAUGACGGACAACCUGGAAAACUAUCAGAUAGUGAUGAAGAAGCACGACUUGCAGCGAAUCCUUGGAGCUGGUGAACGUCCUAUUGUGAUCCAGAAACGUUUACUUGAACAGGCUGGCUAUGAAGAGCGGGACAGGAUCGAAGAUGUGGGCAGGGAGGACAACAGCUACCUCUGUCGAUUCUCCUUCAUUCCCGCUAGACAAAGUGGUUAUGCAUCGGUCACCAAUGAUCCCGGGUUAGGUCGGGUACAAAAGUACAGCCAUGUUGACUUGUCUGGACGAAAUUUGAUCACUAUCCCUAUCGCUCUCUACUCCAAAGCCUCGGAAAUCAUCUCUCUCAACCUGUCACGGAACCUGUCACUUGACCUUCCCAAGGACUUCAUCCAGUCAUGUGUAAAUCUGCGCGAUAUCAAGUACGUUAACAAUGAGGCAUGGAAACUCCCGCCCAGUCUCAGUCGAGCUAGCCGCCUUACAAUCCUCGAUGUCUCAAAUAACAGGCUUGAGCAAUUAGAGCAUGCUGAGCUUGGAAGGUUGCAAGGCCUCAUUAGUUUGAAGCUCGCCAACAAUCGCUUGAGGAGCCUCCCUACUUACUUUGGGAGUUUCAAAUCUAUGAGAACCUUGAAUCUCUCCUCAAAUUUCCUGGAUUCCUUUCCAACUUUCCUGUGUGAGCUUGAAAGUUUGGUGGAUAUCGACAUGAGUUUCAAUGGUAUCUCUAAGCUGCCGGACGAGAUUGGUAAAUUGAAGAAUCUUGAGCGAUUCGUCAUAACGAACAACCGGCUAGCAGGAUCUCUUCCCGACACCUUUGCAGACCUCAUAAAUCUAAAGGAGGUCGAUAUCCGCUAUAACACCCUUUCAAGUAUCGAUAUCAUUGCACAGCUGCCAAAGGUAGAGCAAAUUUCUGCAGAUCACAACUCAGUGUCUGUCUGCGAGUCGGAAUUUACCAAGAUCCGAGUCCUACGCCUCAAUUCGAAUCCGGUGACCAAGUUCGAAAUCCUCAACUCUGUGCCCACCCUGACCACUCUGAUCUUGUCGAACGCAAAACUGGCACAUAUCCCGGACGCGGUAUUUGAUAAGAUGCCCAAUCUAGUUAAACUGGUGCUAGACAAAAACCAUUUUGUCUCGUUACCCAGUUACAUUGGUAAGUUGAGGAAGCUUGAGCAUUUCAGCAUAGCUAGGAAUGCCUUGAGCAGUCUACCUGCCGAAAUUGGUUGUCUCACGGAGCUGCGCUUCCUGGAUGUUCGGCAAAAUAACUUGAAAAAGCUUCCAAUGGAAAUAUGGUGGGCCAACAAACUCGAAACGCUCAACAUCUCAUCGAACGUCCUCGAUACCUUUCCAAAACCGGCUUCACGGCCGCCUCAAGUUCCUGGCGAAGUUAUCCAGGGCCCUAUGAACAAUAUCCAAGGGCAGAGUUCUCAAAACUCCAGCUUUGAAGAGUUGGGUCCACUAGAAGCCUAUGGACAGCGAAGACCAAGCCAACCUUCGAGCAGCCUUCUUAGUGUGGGAGGCUCUCCUGUACCUGGCUCAGCGGAUAGGGAGAACUCAUUCGUCUCCUUGUACGGGAAAGGGGGCCGCAAGACGUCUGUCGUUUCGAGGAGUGCCUCCCAAAGCACUGGGACCAGGACUCCCCCAUCCAUGAUGGGAAGAAAGGAUUCUUCAACUUCAGCCAAACUCAUCAAUACGUUUGCAGGCUCAUUGCGAAACCUCUAUCUGGCUGACAAUCAACUGGACGAUGAUGUAUUUGAUGAGAUCACUCUUCUGGGCGAACUCCGAAUUCUGAACUUGUCUUACAACGAUCUCAAUGACAUGCCACAUAGAUCUCUCAAGAGUUGGCCACAAUUAGUCGAGCUCUAUCUCUCAGGGAAUGAACUCACAUCUCUCCCUUCAGACGACUUUGAAGAAUUCAGCCUUCUCCAGGUUCUGCAUAUCAAUGGGAACAAAUUUCAGACCCUUCCUGCCGAACUUGGCAAAGCUCAUCGGUUGGCCGUUUUUGAUUGCGGUAAUAAUUCCCUCAAGUACAACGUAUCCAACUGGCCAUAUGAUUGGAACUGGAACUGGAAUACCAAUCUCAAAUACUUGAACCUUUCAGGUAACAAGCGGCUGGAAAUCAAGCCAUCUUUACCAGGAAGCAUGGGUAGCCGUGAUGGGCGGGAUCUUACUGAUUUCAGUGCCUUGCAGCAUUUGCGAAUUCUUGGUUUAAUGGAUGUGACCUUGACCAUCCCUACCAUUCCGGAUCAAACGGAAGACCGAAGGGUUCGUACUUCUGGUUCUGUAGCUGGGCAAUUAGCAUAUGGGAUGGCAGAUACCCUAGGAAAGAACGAGCAUUUGUCUAUCAUUGACAUGGUCGUCCCCCGAUUCAACUCCAGCGAGACUCAGACCCUUGUCGGCAUGUUCGAUGGCCAGGCAUUGUCGAGCGGUGGAUCCAAGAUCGCGAAAUAUUUGCACGAGAAUUUCGGUCCCAUCUUCAGUGACGAACUCAAAAAGUUGAACUCUGGACGACUAGAUGAGACUCCCGUUGACGCGUUAAGGCGAGCAUUCCUCUCCUUGAACAAGGAUUUGGCUACUGCCGCAACACAAAGCACCCAGGAAAGGUCGCUACUAUCACAUCGAGGGUCGGGGACUCCCGCAGUGCUUAGUCAAGCUGAUUUGCAUUCGGGGGGAGUAGCAACCGUUAUGUUCUUACAACAAUCAGAACUUUACGUUGCCAACGUCGGAGAUGCACAGGCAAUGCUCAUCCACUCGGAAGGCGGUCAUCGGAUGUUAACACGAAAACAUGACCCGGCCGAGCCCAAUGAACGCCAACGCAUCCGAGAUGCUGGCGGCUGGGUGUCCAGGCAGGGAAAAUUAAACGAUAUCUUAGAGGUUUCCCGAGCGUUCGGCUAUGUUCACAUAAUGCCUGCUGUUCAGGCUGCUCCUCAUAUUACUCAAGUCACUAUCAAGGAGCAGGAUGAGAUGAUCUUGAUUGCAUCGAGGGAGCUUUGGGAAUAUCUGUCUCCGGAACUCGUUGUCGAUAUCGCCCGCUAUGAACGCGGUGACCUGAUGCGGGCAGCCCAAAGACUUCGUGAUCUUGCCAUUGCCUUUGGUGCCUCCGGAAAGCUCAUGGUCAUGAUGAUUGGUGUCAGCGACUUGAAAAAGAGAAUGCCGGCUCGAACCAACCGAGUUCAGAGCUUAUCGUUCAAUCCUUCACAAUUCGCCGAUGACUCGUAUUCAGCCCCCAAACGAACUAAAAAGAAGGGUAACGGGGUCGAAGAUUCCAUGCUUCGUCGACUUCAAGCCGAAGUCCAAGCGCCCGAAGGAGAAAUAAGCAUUGUCUUCACGGAUAUCAAAAGUUCCACUCUUCUGUGGGAGACGUAUCCCAGCGCUAUGCGUUCAGCUAUCAAGCUUCACAAUGAAGUUAUGCGCCGUCAGCUACGCAUCAUUGGUGGAUACGAAGUGAAGACUGAAGGUGAUGCUUUCAUGGUCUCAUUCCCCACCGCUACAUCAGCCCUUCUCUGGUGUUUUUCAGUCCAGCAACAACUCCUCGAGGUUCAAUGGCCAUCCGAAGUCCUCGCCAGCGUCGUCGGUCAAGAAGUCUUCGACAAUGAACAUCAACUCAUAUUUAGAGGUCUAAGUGUCCGAAUGGGUAUUCACUGGGGUCAACCCGUGUGUGAAAUCGACCCUGUCACUCGCCGUAUGGAUUACUUCGGGCCUAUGGUCAACCGCGCUUCGAGGAUCUCAGCCGUUGCUGAUGGUGGUCAGAUUACCGUCUCUGCGGAUUUCAUCUCUGAAAUUCAACGUUGUCUGGAAAGCUUUAGUGAGAGUGACCGUUCCGGCUCCACAGGCUCCGAAGAUACGUAUGAGACCGAUGUAAUGUCAGCAACUAUUCGCCGCGAACUCCGCUCCUUAAGCAGUCAAGGGUUCGAAGUCAAAGAUAUGGGCGAGCGCAAACUUAAAGGCCUAGAAAAUCCGGAAUAUAUCUAUCUAAUGUACCCGCAUGCUCUGGCUGGCCGAAUCCAGUACCAACUACACGUCGCGGACAGCGAAAAGCUGGUUCAAAUCGAUGAGCCAGCCACGCUUUCUGCGCACUCACAGCUGAAUGUCGACAAAGAGACGGUUUGGGCACUCUGGAGGGUCAGCUUGAGGUUGGAGAUGCUAUGUAGUAGUUUGGAUGGUGAGAGAGGGAAGACCCUACCCUUACAGCCACCGGAGACGGCUCUGCUGGAAAAGAUGAGACAUAGAGGCGGGGAAGUCACGGAUCGAUUCAUAAUCAACUUUUUGACUCAUCAGGUUUCGCGAAUUGAGGUAACUUGCUACUGCCAUUCAUUCUUUAAGGAACGCUUCAAGUGGCCUUGCUAA